Messenger RNA from Nasonia vitripennis (jewel wasp), 1670 nucleotides. RefSeq names its product NEDD8-conjugating enzyme UBE2F. The record is from RefSeq and is a predicted model, not a curated record. Lineage: Eukaryota; Metazoa; Arthropoda; Insecta; Hymenoptera; Pteromalidae. The coding region runs from base 512 to 1057 and encodes 181 amino acids. The transcript has 6 exons.
CAUGGAUACCUGCCUUAAUUUUUCGCUUUAUAGGGGUUAGUCACAUAUAGGUAUAUCACUAACAUUGUAAAUUGUUUUUUGUUGUAGACGAUUCGUAUAGAUAAGAAUCAAAUAGCGUAGUACUCUUCCUUUUCAUUUCUGUAAAUAUUCAAGCUCUUUGACAGAGAUUUUAUACCUGCGCUAAAGCGUAUUUUUUUCAGUUUUCUGUCAUGGCACUAACAAGAUAUUAAUAGAUGAACGUUUUAAAGUCGUUACGCGGAUUGUUGGGCGUAUAUGAGUAUACGUGAAUGUGGAAUACAAGCUGCAACUUGAAAUAAAGUGAUCUAAUCUCCUCGCUUUGAGUAAUAAAUCUGCAUAGAAUGAUUGUAAGACUAAAUAAAUUGGUUGAAAAAUAUUAGAAAUGUAUUAAGCGACUAAUCUUAUACUUGUAUAGCCCUGGCUCAAUACUAAACUGACUUGCAACUGCGAAGACUGUUUUUAUGAAUGCAAAAUCUGUGUACAGAUAGUCAAGAUGAUCACUUUAAGGGGUAAACUGAAAAAAGAACCUGAUAUGUCAAACAAAUCCCAGGAUAUUGGAAAGCGCAUUUCAAUCAGAGAUAAAUUGCUCAUAAAAGAAGUACAGGAAAUGGAACAAAAUUUACCUUCAACGUGUCAAGUUACUUUCAGUGAUCCACACUGUCUAUAUGAAUUUACCUUGAUGAUUGCUCCUGAUGAAGGGUACUGGUGUGGAGGUCGCUUCUACUUUCAAAUUCACAUUCCAGAAGAAUAUAAUAUGAUCCCGCCAAAAGUGAAAUGUCUGACUAAAUUGUGGCAUCCUAACAUAAAUGAAGAUGGUGAUGUGUGUCUGUCAAUACUUAGACAGAACAGUAUAGAUGGAAUGGGAUGGGCGCCUACGCGUAAACUAAAGGACAUUGUCUGGGGCUUGAGUUCUUUAUUUACUGAUUUACUCAACUUUGAUGAUCCCUUAAAUAGAGAAGCAGCUGAUCUAUUUUCAAAAGACAAGGAAAUGUUUGGUAUAAAAGUUAAGGAAUAUUUAGUGCAGUAUGCCAAAAGAUGAUUGAAACUGGAAAGUCUUCGAUGCCAAGAAACUGGAUCUCCCGAAUCUAGUGUUCUGUGUAGAAUCAUGAUGAUGACUAUGAACAUUAUUCAAAUAAUUGUAAAUUAUAUUUAUUGACAAACGGCUGUUUGUUUUAAUGCUACUAAUAACUCUGUUACUUAAAGAGUGGCCACAUGAUGACUAAGAUAUUUUUCCUUUGAAUUAAGAUUGAAGUAUUCAUCCUACUGCUUCAUUUUGCAAGAUGAGUGAUUUGUUAAAUUUCUUAGUACUGGAAUGCAUUUGAUUUAGUAAUGUAUAAUAUUUGAGAGCCGAAAAGUGCAUAAAACAGUAAACUAUUAAUUAAUCUGGAUGUGAAGAAACUGAUAAUUUUUUGCAAUGUACUCGAUUUCUGCGAAUAAUUGGUCAUGCGAUUUUCUACUACAUGUAUUUAUACCGCAGCUUUGUGUGGCUGGCUUGUACGUUGUUUUGAAGCUUAUUGCUCGAGAAAGUUAGAAGAGUAGUAUAGAGGUGCGAGUGAGGCGUUUUUGUUUAUACUGAAACAUCUUGCAGCGCUGUAAUGCAGAUGUAAAUUGAUCUGUAAAUAAAGGAGACUAUUUAAUAUCAAAAGAAGAAA